AUGAAUGCAGAUACAUUGAACCUGAACGAUGAUGACUAUUUGAGUAUUGAAGACAUGAUGGCUGAGAAUGAAGAUGAGCAGAAUGCACAAGUUGAUUAUGUAACGAGUGCUGCUCAGACUAGAGGUAACAAACGUAGGCACUCGAUAUGUUGGAAGAACUUUACUAUUAUAGGAGAUAAGUUGCCUGAUGGUAGUCAUAACGUUAAGUGCAAUCAUUGCAAUCAUCUCUACAACUUAGAUCUAGGUAGGAAUGGAACUAGUACUAUGCUUAGGCAUUCGAAACGGUGUUCAAAGACUCCUGGAUGUACACCUGGUAGUAAUAGGAAGCUGAAUAUGAUGGUCUUCUGUGAAAUGAUGGCUAUUGCUAUAGUAGAGCAUAAUCUGCCUUGCACAUUUAUCGAAAUUGAAGUUCCUCGUAGGAUCAGCUUCACUACUGAUCUUUGGAGAGCAAUCACGGUAGAGGGUUAUUUGUGUCUGACAGCUCACUAUCUUAACGCAAACUGGAAGCUACACGCGAAGAUUGUAUCAUUUUGUGUGUUUCCUCCUCACACUGGUGCAAGCAUUGCUAUGAAGUUAAUGGAGAUAUUGAAAGAGUGGGGCUUAGAUAAGAAGGUAUUUACUGUAACGAUGGACAACGCUACUUCAAAUGAUAAUAUGCAAGGGUUUCUAAAGAGACAGCUUCGCAAGGAUUUGGUAUGUAAUGGUGAAUUUCUGCAUAUAAGAUGCGCGUCACACAUCUUGAACCUGAUUGUUCAAGAUGGCUUGUCAGUGAUUGGUGAAACUCUAGAGAAGAUUAGGGACAGUGUGAAAUUUGUAAAAGGUUCAGAGUCCAGGGAAAAGAUGUUUGAAGCUUGUGUGGAAACCGUUGGGAUUCAGAAUAAGAAUAAUGUUGGUAUUAUUUUGGAUGUGACAACGAGGUGGAACUCGACAUUCUUGAUGUUGUCUAGAGCUAUUGAGUUUAAGGAUGCAUUGCGUAAUCUCUCUGAAGUUGAGCCAAGCUACACGUGUUUUCCUUCAUAUUUGGAAUGGUCAAGAGGAGCACUCAUCAUUUUGGAUCCAAGGUUGAAGUUCAAGUGCUUAGGGUACUGUUAUACCACUCUAAACCCGUCAACAAGGAAGGCUAACAUGGAUCAUAUUCGUAAAAAGAUGGAGAAGUUGUCUGGAGUGUAUAAGAAGAGUACUAGGACUACUACUACAACCACUUCAGAAACCACAUUGGAGAGUAGUAUACCAGCUGGUUAUGGGGGGUUUUUUUAUGCAUUCAUUACUCAAAAUGCAAGAGAAGAGAAAUCAUCUUUAGAUGUGUACUUGGCUGAAACGGCCAUGGAUAUGUUUGCUUUUCCGAAACUAGAUGUCUUGGAAUAUUGGAAAAAUAAUAAAGCUCGGUUUAAGGAGUUGUCUCGUAUGGAGUGUGAUGUUCUUUGUAUCCCAUUACAAUUGUAUUUUCAGAGUCGUAUUUUAGUGUUGGAAACCGGGUCCUUACCAAGUACAGAAGCCGACUACUACCAUCCAAUGUACAAGCUCUCAUAUGUAUAA
This is a messenger RNA of Brassica oleracea var. oleracea, 1536 nucleotides long. RefSeq names its product zinc finger BED domain-containing protein RICESLEEPER 2-like. Bases 1 to 1536 code for a protein of 511 amino acids. Gene Ontology annotation, molecular function: protein dimerization activity. The transcript has 4 exons. NCBI's taxonomy places the organism in Eukaryota, Viridiplantae, Streptophyta, Magnoliopsida, Brassicales, Brassicaceae. The record is from RefSeq and is a predicted model, not a curated record.